UGCUAAUUUAUGGAUUUUCCCCGCUUUCGCAAGAUUCAUGCCGCCAAAAAACAGCACCGUCACAUAAUGUGACGUAAAUGGAGCGCGCUCAAACUUCCCAUCAUUCUGAUUACGGUAGUCAUUUUGUCACCCUCAUCAUGGCAAAGACACGGAGAAAUGCAUAUGAUGCAGCUUUCAAGUUGAAGGCGAUCGAUCUGGCUGUUGGAAAAGGAAAUAGAGCUGCUGCACGGGAGCUUGGCCUUAAUGAGUCGAUGAUAAGACGUUGGAAACAGCAGCGUGAGGAACUGACUCCUUGCAAGAAGACAACAAAAGCUUUCAGAGGGAAGAAAAGCAAAUGGCCCGAACUAGAAAAUGAGCUUGAAGACUGGGUCAACACACAGAGAGCAGACGGCCGAGGUGUUUCAACUGUGCAGAUCCGACUGAAAGCCAAAACAAUCGCCACCGCAAUGAAGUUUGAGGAUUUUAGAGGUGGACCAUCGUGGUGUCUAAGAUUUAUGAGACGUAAAGGCCUGUCCAUCAGGGUACGGACGAGUCUGGGUCUGAAGCUAUUCAACUCUCACACCGAAGGAGAUGACUUCAGUGGUUUCAGCCUAUUUAUUUUUGUUACAAGCCGUGUUUCGUUUAAAAGCUGUAUAAAGUUAAUUUGUUUCAAUGUACCGGUAGACACCUGCGGCUUAUAGACAUGUGCGGCUUAUUUAUGUACAAAAUACUUUUUAGAUUUUUUUAUUCAGUGGGUGCGGUUUAUAUUCAGGUGCGCUUAAUAGUCCAGAAAUUACGGUAGUUUAGCAUUAGAUAGUUAAUCCAGAAAUGUUUACCUUUGUCUCGAUUCGGCAGAUUAGCAGCUGUUUAGCAUUUCAUAUUUUUUUAUUUUUUUGGGGGGGUGGGCUAAAUAUAGGGGAAUAUAUUGAUAAAAGUCACCUUGUCCUAGAGAGAUUUACAUGCUUAUCAAAACUUCACACCAAGGUAAGCUUACAUGAAACACAGCCCUUAUUUUAAGUGUUUAUAAAAUCCCCUAUUGGAAAAACGAUUGGAACCAUUUCCCUGUUUGACCACUAGGUUUUAUGGGUGUUAUGACUCAUACUGUGGUACUCUAUUUCGAUCAUCCAAUAGCAGGGUUUGCCAAACUCUACUUUGUUCAGAAAUAGACUACAUUUUCUUAGAUAAAAUGCCUAUUAUUCCCAUAUAAUGUUUGGACAAUACAUUUUUUUAAAUAGGGGGUGGGAGGUCAUAUAAACACAAACGUACUUCCUUGACAACAGCUCUGCUAUGUGAAGCUCAAGAAGUAUGAAAAAUCCCUGACUUCUUAUCGGAUUGACCAUUUAUAACCUUUAAAAGGCUGUACAUGGUCAAUCCAAUGUCAGCAGUGGCUGUACAUAAUUUACUGCAUAGGGCCUAUGCAAAAGUCAGGGCAUUUAUAUUUAUUGUGCUUCGCUGAGAAGAAGGAAGUUGUCAAGGAAGUGAGUUUGUGUUUAUACUGGACCUCCUGCCUCCACAUAUUCUCAACCAAUCAUGUCAAUGCAGAGCUAUAUGGAGCCCUCCACGUUGUUAAAAAAAAAAUGGGCAGUGCAGGGUAGUACAGAGCUCAAAUUGGUCUCUACAUGCCUCCGGAGGCUCUGCAAUUGCAUCACACCAUCAGAUUAAGCAUAAAUUGCUUUAAGCCUUAUGUUCACCAAAUGUAUCAAACUCUUUACGUUCUGGUGGAAGUCAUUCAUUGUCAAUGGAGCAGUACGCAACACUAGUUGGGGAUGCCGCAGUCACGCCAUAUGUCCACCAGGUGCACGUGCGUUUUGCUAUAUGUUGUUUUUCAAGUUAGUUUUAAUGUCACAUGCACAAGUACAGUGAAAUGCCUUUCUUGCAAACUCAAAACACAGCAAUAAUCAAUAACAAUAACUAGAAAGAAAAAAAACAAGAAAUAUGAAGAACACGAUAAGUAAGUAAGCAUACUAUAUACAGGGUCAGUUCCAAUACCAUAUUUAUAAUGUGCAGGGAUACUGGAGUAAUGGAGGUAGAUAUGUAUAGGGGUAAGUGACUAGGCAUCAGGAUAUAAGAUAAACAGAGUAGCAGCAGCAUGUAUGUGAGUUGGUGUGCGUGUGGGUAGAGUCAAUAUAAAUGUAUGCAUGUUAUGUGUGAGUGAGCAGAGGAUGGGGUGUGUGUGUAUAGAGACAUAAAUAAACAUAAAAAGGUAAAUGAGGAUACAAGGUCAACUCAUUUUUUGCCGGAUAUCUAGUCCGCAUUUUCCAAACUUGAUGCACAUCUGCUUCACAAGGCUGCAGAACAGUUUGCAGCCUGGUUCGACCAAAGUUAAUAAUUAGACUAGAUUCAAGUUCUUCUACUAUGACCUACUCGUUUCAUAGGCUGCACGCAAGGGCGCAUUACGACAAUUAAUCUAGUUUGUUUAUAUUCUUCUGUCACAUUCAUCUCUAGCAACAUGUUCCCAUUUAGCAGGUUUCAAAACUAGAUUCUGCCCGCUGACCAAUUUUUUUCUUGAGCAGAUGGUCGGGGGGCUGGAACGUAAUUACAAAUAAUUUGUAGAUUGCAAAUUGACCGCAAGAAGCCCAAACAGAUAUGUUUGACUAAAAUAUAAUAAUUUCAAACCUUGCUUUGUAUACGAUCAUGUCAUGUCUAGUAUGCGUGGGAAUACUUGGGAACAGAUUUCUUAAAUAAAAAUCACUUGGAGCUGAUUUCCUGGUUUUGUUUUUUGCUCAAAAAACCUAGAGGGCAAAAUCAAAUCACCAACGUGCCUCGCGGGCCGACAGCUGGGGAACCCUGCCAUAUAGAAUACUGAUUUCAAAUCACUAGCUUGCCCUGUAUGAUGGCAUGCUAAAUUAGACAGAACAGUUCUGUGCAUACUCAUUUUGCAUGGCAUUCUUUUGGUUUACUUGAGACAAAAUUCCAAUCCUUCAGCUGGUACCUUCACCUCUCUAACUACACAAUAGCCAUUAUGAUUUGGCCUCUGUACAUUGUGUCACAGUAAAAAGGUGUCCAUUCUACUCAGGACCACUUUUAGUUGCUACUAAUUUGACAGCCCUUAAAGAGUGGCCCAUCAAUUUAAAUCCAAUCUUUUUUUCAUAUUGGACAUACAUAUUGCAGCAUAGAAAAUUAUCUGUACAUUGUGUCGCAGUAAAAGGGUGGGUCCAUUCUACUCAGGAGCACUUCUACAAUAGUUUCCAAAUCUACAGAGUUCACGCCCAGAGGAUCGUAAUAGUUUUAUGUAUGUCCAAUAUGAAAAAAAAUACUGGAUUUAAGUUUACAUGCCACUUUAUAAGGGCUGCCAAAUGAGCAGUGACACUCAUCUGGGUGUUAACUCUGGAUUUGGAAACUACAAGUGCUCAUGAGUUCCCCUUUUACUGCGACACUAUUUACAGAUAAUGUUGUACGGCGCAUUAAAUGAUAGGAGUACACACACAAAAAAACAUUGUUGACCAUUUAGGCUUGAAAAAAAAAAAGACAAUAUCUUAUAUAAAUACUUUCAAUUAUGCUUUGUAUGAUAAUUAGUAUAGAAUAUUGAUAAUUGUGCCAAAAUUAGCAAAGUAUACAGGAUUGGACUUUUAUUCUGAAGAACUCCAAAAAUCCGUGACCCAGAAGUAGUUACCGUAGUUAAUCUUGACCGCUUGGCACAUCUGUGAAGCAAGCAAGAAUAACUAAGUACUUUUGGGUCACCGAUUUUGAAAUCAUUCAGAAUAAAAGUCACGUUCAGACAUUGGCUUGACCAUGUACAGCAUUUUAAAGGUUAUAAAUUGAUAAUCCGAUAAAUACAGCAUUUACUGUGAUAUGGCCUCUGCAGAAGUCAGGUAUUUCAUACUUAUUGAGGUUCACAUAGCGAAGCUGUUGUCAAAAGGAAGUAAGUUUAUAUGACCUCCCGUCCCCACCUACCAUCAACCAAUCAUGCCAACGCGGAGCUUUACAGGCAUGAACAGAGCCCUUUACAUUGUUACAACAUUUAGGAGGAGCACAGAGAUGUGGUGUGGAGCCUGAUAUUGAAGAUUCCCGAGGCUUCGCAAUUAUGCCACACCAUCCGGAAUCGCAUUGCCAGUUCAAUCAUAAAUUGGCUUUCAUUAUUCUUGUUGGCGGAACUGAGGUGUUGCAAUGUAGAUGUAAAUCAGGAAAUGACAUAGCCAGGUCUUCCAUGUUUACGCAGAUGUAUGUUUCGCUAGUUUCUUCGAGGAGCUGUGCAGAGUGAAAAUGCAAAGGACUUGACUUCUGUAAAGUUAUAACUCACCGGCAUUGAUAUAUCCGUAGUUAACGUCAUAUGCAUGGCAAAGCUUAAGAACGUUGUUCGGUAAUUCAAAUUAAGACUCGUUUUAGCUGGCGACAUAUCGUUGCUACGAGCUGGCUAACGUUACCUAGCUAGCUUUCCCCACAACAAGGAGGCGGUAGAAGGAGCUAAUGCAUGUUGGCUAGCAAGCCUCUGAUACGUUUUUAGUAUAUUUUGGUGGACCUAUAUUGUGAGUGAGUGACAAUAAGAGCUAGUCGUUUUUUGCCGUUGGAAGCAAGUCAUGGCUGAAUCCCAGAAAGCGGACCAGUCAGAGCAUACAGGCGAGCCAAACAAGGAGAUGGAGCAGCCAGCUCAGGCUGGAGCAUCUGUGGGCCCAGGAGCAUCACGCAACAAUGCACCAACAGCCUCGGCAGAUGGAAACAGUGGGGAUGAUGCUACCAAUACAGUCAGUGCAAGUACCUCAACUAUAGACGUGGCAGGGGAUGCUGGUAAUUCAGAAACUGUGAAGGAAUCCUAUGUAGAGAAUUCAAAGACAGUGGAAGAAAUGAUAACAGAUGCCUUGCAGACUGUGGGAGAAAUGGCCAGUGAAGAGGAUUCACAGAGAGAAAGAGAAACAGCCAGUGUAGAUGGUUCACAGAAGGAGAGAGAAACAGCCAGUGUAGAUGGUUCACAGACGGAAAGAGAAACAGCCAGUGUAGAUGGUUCACAGACGGAAAGAGAAACAGCCAGUGUAGAUGGUUCACAGACGGAAGGAGAAACAGACCGUGUGGAUGCUUCACAGACGGAAGGAGAAACAGACCGUGUGGAUGCUUCACAGACGGAAGGAGAAACAGACUGUGUGGAUGCUUCACAGACGGAAGGAGAAAUGGCCAGAGUGGAUGCUUCACAGGCGGGAGGAGAAACGGCCAGUGUGGAUCCUUCACAGGCGGGAGUAGAAACGGCCAGUGUGGAUCCUGCACAGGCGGAAGGAGAAACGGCCACCGUGGAUGCUUCACAGGCGGAAAGAGAAGCGGCCAGCGUGGAUGCUUCACAGGCGGAAAGAGAAACGGACAGCGUGGAUGCUUCACAGGCGGAAAGAGAAACGGACAGCGUGGAUGCUUCACAGGCGGAAAGAGAAACGGACAGCGUGGAUGCUUCACAGGCGGAAAGAGAAACGGACAGCGUGGAUGCUUCACAGGCGGAAAGAGAAGCGGACAGCGUGGAUGCUUCACAGGCGGAAAGAGAAGCGGAUAGCGUGGAUGCUUCACAGGCGGAAAGAGAAGCGGACAGCGUGGAUGCUUCACAGACGGAAAGAGAAGUGGACAGCGUGGAUGCGUCACAGACGGAAAGAGAAACGGCCAGCGUGGAUGCUUCACAGGCGGAAAGAGAAGCGGACAGCGUGGAUGCUUCACAGACGGAAAGAGAAGCGGACAGCGUGGAUGCUUCACAGACGGAAAGAGAAACGGCCAGCGUGGAUGCUUCACAGGCGGAAAGAGAAGCGGACAGCUUGGAUGCUUCACAGACGGAAAGAGAAACGGCCAGCGUGGAUGCUUCACACGCGGAAAGAGAAACGGCCAGCGUGGAUGCUUCACAGGCGGAAAGAGAAACGGCCAGCGUGGAUGCUUCACAGGCGGAAAGAGAAACGGCCAGCGUGGAUGCUUCACUUACGGAAAGAGAAACGGCCAGUGCUGAUGCUUCGCAGGUAGUCGGAGAAACCGUUGGUUCAGAUGCACCCCAGACUGUGGAAGUAACAGGCAAUACAAAUGCUUCACAGACUAAUGGUGGAACAGACAUCACAGACAUACCUCUGGACAUGGGAGUAGUGGAUGCCGAUGAUGAGAUGGAGGUCAAUGCUAUCAAAGUGGAGGAGGAACAGAUGCAGGAGGAACACAACUUGGAGGGGAUGCCCAUGAUAACUGCUGUGGAAGAGGGAAGCGACAUGGACGCUUUUAGCAGCAACUCCCUGGAUCAUGGGGAUGAAGUGGAGAAGAUGGACACCGGGACAGAUGCACUGACAGAGAAGCAACGAGAGAAGCCCAGUAAGACCGGACAAGUGGACAACACUGAUUCCAUGCCUUCUAUUGUGGAUACAGAGGACACAGAGCAACCUGCUGAGCAGACCAGCUUUGAGGAGGCUAGCGGCUCGUCUCCACCUAUGGAGGGGGACCAUUCUGAAGAUAUCAAACCAUUUCACCCCAGUCCCACCUCUAGCGAAGCUUUUCUCCCACAGAACAGUAAAGGCUCUGACAGUCCUGCAGGGCUGGAGAAUGGAGUGACAGGACAGCCAGUCAAAGUUGUGGAUCCGACAGCAGAGCCUGUGUCCACCAGCGUUGACACCCUCUCCAUGGUGAAUGUGAAGGAUGAGCCAGUAGAUGAGGAGUAUGACCAGGCCCUGGCUCCAGUCGUCCUCACAGAGGGCGUCAAGGAUGAACCAGACGCAGCGGAGGAGUUGAAAAUCAGUAACGUCUUCUCUGUGGGCGGCGGCCCUACCCCAAUCGCCACAUCCACACCAGUGACCUCCCUCUCCAAGACUGUAAUGCCUCCAUUGACCCCGGCCGCCUCCUCCAUCCCUCCGCUGAUGCCCAUGGCUAUGCGGGUGGCCUGCUCGGCCUGUAACAAGGUGUUACUGAAGGGCCAAACAGCCUACCAGAGGAAGGGCUCCUCGGACCUCUUCUGCUCCACGUCCUGUCUCACCUCCUAUAGUCCUCCGUCUGUCGUCAAGACGACUGCCCCCUGCCCAGCCAAGAAACCCUGCCACUACUGCCUCAAGGAGAUUGCAAACCCCAAGGACGUGAUCACAGCUCCUGUGGACACCAUGGGCACGGUGAAGGACUUCUGUAGCCAGACCUGCCUCUCCUCCUUCAACUUCAAGAGGAACUCUGCCGUCUCCACCCUCUCCUCCUCCCUCUCCACCAUGACUGGGGCCGUCAAGUGCAGCAUGUGCAAAAAGGCCUGCAUUAGUAAACACGAGGUGAUCUUCCAGGGCAGCAUGCACAGGCUGUGCAGCGAGGUGUGCUUCACGCGCUUCCGCUCCACCAACAAGCUGUCCAUGAACAGCUGUCAGAGCUGCAACAACUACUGCUAUGGCAAGGUUACCGUGCUGGUCAUGCAGGGGGUCAAUAAGACCUUCUGCAGCGCCGGCUGUGUCACCACCUUCAAACAGAAAGCUAAGAAGUCUGUGGCAUGUACUAUGUGCCGCAACUUCCGCGCACCGGUGGAGAUGGUCGACAGCGCCGACUCUGAUGGCAAGCUGGAGAUGUUCUGCUCUACUGGCUGUGUUACAGCCCACAAAGUACAGACCGUCAGCUCCUCAGGUGCUCAGGUAGAGUGCAACACCUGUGGUCAGAAGACGGUGCCCUCCUUCCACCUGGCCAUGUCGGACGGCUCCAUCCGGAACUUCUGCACCAUGAACUGUGUUGUCACCUUUCAGGAUCAGUUCAAUAAGAGCAACUCCCAGAGCCAGAUGAACGUGACCCCGGGCACAGGGACCACAGCUCCCCCCGCGGCCCCGGGCCAGACCAGGGACAGGGGAUCCCAAGGGACCAGACUGCCCUGCUUCCAGUGCCACCGCCUCUUCUCCUCCAAGCCCGAGCUCAUUCAGUUCAAGGAUAAGAUGGUAUUCCUCUGUUCAGUAAAUUGCUCUGAGGAGUACAGAAAGAUCAACUAUGAGAUGGCGCGCUGCGAGUACUGCAAGAUUGAGAAGCCAGCCAAGGAGGUCAAGAGAAUCAACAAUAGGGACUACACCUUCUGCAGUGAAGGCUGUAAGCUGCUCUACAAGCACGACCUGACUAAACGCUGGGGGAAACACUGCAGAACCUGUGCCUACUGCGCCUCUACCGCGCAGGAGGCCAUCACGGGCCAGUACGGAGGCAGGGUGGAGGAGUUCUGCUCGGAUGAGUGCAAGUCCCACUACACCCUGCUCUUCUGUCAGGUGGCCAAGUGUGACGCGUGCGAGCGCCAGGGGAAGCUGAUUGAGACCCUGCCGAUGCUGGGCGAGGUGAAGCACUUCUGCAACCUCCAGUGUCUGCUCGACUUCUGCAGCCUGCAGACCCAGAACCAGGGCAAGCCCCAGGGCCAAAAGGUGGCCAUCUCAAUCGCUCAAUCCCCCUCCAAUACUACCACUGCUACGAGCGUGUCUGAUCCUGUCAUCGCCAACGUAGUCUCACUAGCCAGCUCCCCCAUUGGCCAGCCCAACUACACCACUGCUCUGCAAGGGACUGUUCCAAGAAGACAUGUGAAGUAUGUUGGAAAUGCCAGCACACAGACUCAGGCCCCUCGGGCCCCUCCACCCAAGGUUCAGAAGAACAAGGCACUACUCUGUAAACCUAUGGUCCAGAACAAGGGCAUCAUGUGUAAACCCAACUUCACCACCUCAGGGUGCCAGACAGAUGAUAAUUUCCCCAAGGUGAUCGUAGUGCCUGUCCCAGUACCGGUGUAUGUUCCAGUCCCCAUGAACCUGUACACCCAGUACGCCCCCCAGCCUGUUGGACUCCCCAUACCGCUGCCCGUGCCCAUGUUCCUGCCGGUGACUCUGGACAACGCUGAGCGCAUCGUGGAGACCAUCCAGGACAUCAAGGAGAAGAUCCCCUCUGACCCAUUUGAGGCAGACCUCAUCCUCAUGGCCGAGAUGGUAGCCGAGGAGGGGAGGGAGAAGUCCCCGCAGCGACCCCCUGAAAGGCCAGCCCCAGCAGUACAAGAUGAUAUGAGAAGUUUGCCUCGCCUCUCUACUAUAGAUUCUUCUUUUUUAACCCUUAUUGUAGACCAGGGAAGCACUUACAGUGGAGACCUGGACACAGAAGAAUUGAGUAACUUCCUCACCUCUUGGCAUGAUGAGCCACCUCCCACCCCCGGCGUCUCCUCGCGCCACAGUCGAUCCUAUGCCCACGAGACGCUCCGACCCAUCAUGGACAUCCACACCCCCAUCACACCGCCACCCCCAAUCAUGGACAUAGAGGCUGACUUCCCUGUCCAAACCCUGGAGCUGAUGGCCCAUUGGAGGGAUCAGGAGAGGGAUAGAAGUCCCAGUCCUCCACCUUCUCCUCCACGACGAAGAGCCAGAAGGAAAGCUCGGGAUGGCUUGCCACAGAAGAAAAAGAGGCGUAAGUCGAAAGCAGCAGAGACUGUGUCAGUGGUGGCGUCACUGGGUGAGACGCAGAGUGACGUGGUGCCCGGCGAGCCCCCUAAACUGCAGCACAUGUACGGGGUGGACGCCUGGAAGAGAUGGGUCCAGUGGAGCAAGACCCAGCCUGACCUGGAGAAGCCUCGAUUUGGCUCGCGACCAAUGGAGAUAAAAGAGGAUGUUUUAAAGUGCACUACAGCAGAGCUGGGCUACGGUCUCUGUCGGUUUAUUUGUGAAGUCAAACGACCCAACGGAGAGUCCUACAGCCAGGACAGUCUGUUCUAUCUCUGCCUCGGCAUCCAGCAGUACUUAUUUCAGAAUGGGCGCAUGGAGAACAUAUUCACUGAUCUCUUCUAUGGCAAGUUCACCCUGGAGAUCACCAAGCUGCUGAAAGGCUUCAAACCUACCAUAACGGCCAGUGGCUACCUGCACUCGCGGGUGGAGGAGGAGUACCUGUGGGACUGUAAACAGCUGGGGGCCUACUCUCCCAUCGUGCUGCUCAACACGCUGCUCUUCUUCUGCACCAAGUUCUUCCAGUUCAAGACGGUGGCCCAGCACCGCCAGCUCUCCUUCGCCCACGUUAUGCGCUGCACCAAGUCCAUCCACGACAACACCAAGUCCAACUUCCUGCGCUUCUACCCGCCCAUCCCCAAGAAAGACCUAGCUACUGAGACAGCAGCGGAUGCAGAUGGUGUGGCAGCGAAGAGGAAGAGGGAUGACGAAGAGAAAGAGGAGGUGCUUGAGAUGAUGGAGAACAGUGAGAAUCCCCUCCGCUGUCCUGUCCGAUUGUAUGAGUUCUACCUUUCCAAGUGCUCGGACUCGGUAAAGCAGCGCACCAACGUGUUCUUCCUGCUCCCGGAGCGCUCGUGCGUCCCCAACAGCCCCAUGUGGUUCUCCUCCCAGGGCCUGGACGACCACACCUUGGACACCAUGCUGACACGCAUCCUCACCGUCAGGGAGAUUCAUCUGGGAGACCCCCAGAGGAACAAGCCCCAGUCCAAGGACCCUGAGUGGGUCCCCGACCAACAUGACGACAACUCGGAUUGACCAUGAGGACUGGUACACACACACACACACACACACACACACACACACACACACACACACACACACACACACACACACACACACACACACACACACACAGUUAUAAGCUUUUGUUUACACACAAACACUACGUGUUGAUCCGUAAGGACUCCUAGGAUCCACCUUCAGCCAUGUGUGAAGAAGAGUGGUUUCACACAGUUCUAGACUGAGACGGUGUCAUGUACACACAUUGUGUAGGAGAUGUGUGUACAUGCAAAUUAUAAACAGAUGCUCAACUGCUCAAUGGAGACACCGUUCAUGCAGUCUGGUCACUACAAGGCAAAUGGACGGGAAAAAGUAGGAGGAAUCACUUUAAGAACUGCCAUACUGCCUUUGUCAGCAUUAUUGUGGUCGUAGAGAAAAACAUGUCCGGUGAACAAGCUAUUUUCAAGUUCUUUAACGUCACCAUGGGAGAGAGACGAUGCUCUCCAGCCCUCUUCAACAUGGACUCCGAUUGGGGAAAUGGUCAAAAGCUUUUAAGAAUUUGGGAUCCCAUAUCUGACCAGGUCCUGUACUGCUGAAUUCAAUAUUCCCUGUCUUUCUGCAGGAUUCACUGCAGAAAUGACAAUGGAUUGAAAUGAAUGCCAGUGAUUGCAAUGCCAUGUCAGCGAAGUUGUUUGAGAUUUUGUGUGUUAAAGGGAUUAGCCUCGUUGUUUUGGGAAUGAGAUAAUAUUGUACGAACAACGAGUGAUAACUUGCUAUCAGUGGUGUUGUCCAUUGCCUACUAAAAUGGAUGGCUGGCAGACAUUCCUUGAAUUGACUGUUAUAUUGAGUCAUUUCAACUUGUUAAAAUGCUUGAUGUCAGUGCCCCUACACGCAUGUAUAAUGUUGAAGGAAGGAAAUGUCAUUCUGUAUUUCCUUAUGUAGAACACUUGUGAUGUCAGGAAAGAGGACGUAGAAUUGUUUGUUCAUUUGGAAAGACAAGCAUUUACCUUGCAAGUGCUCCCCAUACUAGUUCAAAAUUGCAUAGAUUUUGUUCUGAGAAACUUUUUUUAAAUCAAAUAUUUUUAAAUAAAUACUGAAAAACAAA
Messenger RNA from Oncorhynchus masou masou (cherry salmon), 11430 nucleotides. Its product is annotated as zinc finger MYM-type protein 4-like. The transcript has 29 exons. Gene Ontology annotation, molecular function: zinc ion binding. NCBI's taxonomy places the organism in Eukaryota, Metazoa, Chordata, Actinopteri, Salmoniformes, Salmonidae. The record is from RefSeq and is a predicted model, not a curated record. Bases 4497 to 10361 code for a protein of 1954 amino acids.